This is a messenger RNA of Vanderwaltozyma polyspora DSM 70294, 618 nucleotides long. RefSeq lists its product as uncharacterized. Lineage: Eukaryota; Fungi; Ascomycota; Saccharomycetes; Saccharomycetales; Saccharomycetaceae. The transcript has a single exon. The record is from RefSeq and is a predicted model, not a curated record. Bases 1 to 618 code for a protein of 205 amino acids.
AUGUCUUCUGUAGUUUCACUUUAUGAUUAUUCAAUUGGCACCGAAAAUACUCUUGAUAACAUCUCAACAAGAACUUUGUUUGAUGGCAGCACUCUUAAUUUAGAGAGAUCGAUAUCUUUACCUAGGGAAGCUGUUCAAUCAAAUUUAUCAUUAAUCUCAGGAAGUGAAUGCUAUGAUUAUCUAGACGAUGCAGAGGACAUGCAACAUUGCAAUUCAGAGCAGUUGAUAUGUGGGAGACGUGCACUCAUAUCGUCAAGGCCUUCAACUCCAUUAUCACAACGUGCCAGAGCAAUAGAAAAGGAUAUAACUGGGGUCGUAUCACCUCUAUCCCUGGGGAAGCUAGAUUCUAAACCAAUGACAUUACAAGAGAAAAUGUCUUUAUUGAAUAGAAGUCAAAUUUAUAGUAAAAUGAAUACAAAAGGUGGCACUCUCCCUAUAGUAGAAUUUAAUAACUAUUCCACCUCAUCCUUACAAAAUACUGACCUUAAUAGACAGAGAAUUAAAAGAAAUCUGGAACAGCAUCAGCUUAUCCCUCUUUCUAGAACGCAGGAUAAUGCUAGAGACAUCGAAUCUGAUGAUAAUAUCAGUAUUGCAAGCAUCAUUAGUUCAAGGAAUUAA